This is a messenger RNA of Parnassius apollo (apollo), 1479 nucleotides long. Lineage: Eukaryota; Metazoa; Arthropoda; Insecta; Lepidoptera; Papilionidae. The record is from the annotation of a GenBank genome assembly.
AUGUUGCACCUAAACUCCAUUCCUGAAGUCUACGUUACGAAAGUUGCGCAAUGCGCGCAAGUGGCGCUAGGGUGCAGUCGUGCUGCCCACCAGACAGCACUCCGGGGUACUAUCAAGGCCAGUCCUCAGCUUGCCGCACUUACUCCAAAGGUUCGAGCAUUUGUAGAACGAAGUGCGGCCCUAUGCGAACCGGAACACGUGCAUAUUUGCGAUGGAUCCGAAGCAGAGGCGACCACCUUGCUACAGCUUAUGCAGCAGCAGGGCACGCUUCGCCGUCUGCCCAAGUACGACAAUUGCUGGUUGGCUCGCACCGAUCCAGCAGACGUGGCCCGUGUGGAAUCACGAACAUUCAUCUGUUCCGAAAACGAGCGCGAUGUGGUGCCAGCAGCCAGAGCUGGUCAGAAAUCUGCUCUAGGAAAUUACAUCACGCCAACGGAUUACGAGAAGGCUAUCUCUGAGAGAUUCCCUGGUUGUAUGCGAGGUCGCACAAUGUAUGUGAUUCCAUUCUCGAUGGGGCCAGUGGGUUCCCCAUUAUCUAAGAUUGGAAUCGAAGUGACUGACUCUCCUUACGUGGUGUACUCAAUGCGCGUCAUGACUAGAAUGGGUACACCAGUUUUGGACUUGUUACGCAAAGACGAACAGUUUGUCCGCUGCCUACACUCUGUUGGCAAGUCGGGAGGAAUCCCUGGAUGGCCGUGUGAUCCUCCCAGAACAAUUAUCUUACACAAGCCUGAUGAAAACGAGAUCGUCAGUUAUGGAAGCGGUUACGGUGGCAACAGCUUACUGGGGAAAAAAUGUUUCGCGCUACGUCUAGGUUCAGUGCUGGCGCGAAAAGAAGGUUGGCUCGCGGAGCAUAUGCUGAUCGUGGGUAUAACAGAUCCAAAAGGUCGUAAGCGCUACAUAGCAGCCGCUUUCCCGUCGGCCUGUGGAAAGACCAACCUGGCCAUGAUGACGCCAACCUUACCAGGGUACAAAGUGGAGUGUGUUGGAGACGACAUUGCGUGGAUGAAGUUUGACAAAAACGGUGUCCUCAGAGCUAUUAACCCGGAGAACGGGUUCUUUGGAGUUGCUCCCGGAACCUCCAUUGAAACAAACCCGAUAGCAAUGGCUUCUAUCUUCCGCGAUACUGUGUUCACCAACGUGGCAGAAACGAGCGAUGGCGGUGUGUGGUGGGAGGGCAUGGGGAAAGCUCCCGAGAGCUUGAUCGACUGGAAGGGUCAGCCUUGGGAUCCUAGCAAGAAGACCUUUGCUGCACAUCCUAAUUCACGAUUCUGCACGCCGGCGGAGCAGUGUCCGAUAAUCGACAGCGAGUGGGAGAGUGGCGAGGGCGUGCCGAUAUCCGCGCUGCUGCUGGGCGGGCGGCGGCCGGCCGGCGUGCCGCGGUGCUGGAGGCGCGCGCCUGGCAGCAUGGUGUCUUCCUGGGCGCCAGCAUGCGCUCCGAGGCCACGGCUGCCGCAGAGCAUAGCGGUAAAGUGGUGA